Letharia columbiana is the source of this 2040-nucleotide messenger RNA. RefSeq lists its product as uncharacterized. The record is from RefSeq and is a predicted model, not a curated record. Bases 1 to 2040 code for a protein of 679 amino acids. The transcript has 3 exons. Lineage: Eukaryota; Fungi; Ascomycota; Lecanoromycetes; Lecanorales; Parmeliaceae.
AUGGCCGUCAAGGCUCUCCCAGCACAUGUCGACACCGUCAUCGUCGGCAACGGCCCCUCCGCCCUCAUCCUAUCCUUCAUCCUCCACGGCAACACACCCUUCUACAACCCCACCAGUCCCCAUCCAGAUCCUAUCCUGCACAAGAAGCUCUCAGAGUCGCCCUGCCUCCUCGAUGUUGAUGUGUACGACCUCACCGCUCACUUUGCAGCUUCGCGUCUCUUCAACUCAUCCCAAGCCCUUCCCAUCAAUGUCCUCCUCGAUACCUUGAUCCGCCCAUUGGCCGAUACAGUUCCUGAGGAAUACAAUACAUGUUUGGAAUGGAGGCUUGAGCCGGGGAAGAAGGUGCCACAUGUGGUUUUGGGCGACACUGCCCAAGUUGGUGGGCAAUGGGCAGACAAUCCGGUAUCCGCGAGCUGGGACAUUGGAGCGUUGAGCUACGCUGAGAUGCUGUCACUCCCAGGCUAUAGCUUCGAGGAGCACUAUAAAAAGACAAGAGAUGGAGCGGUACCCAAAUUCCACCGACCAACGCGACGAGAGGUCGCCCGAUAUCUUGCGGCAUAUUCUGAAGAGACUGGAAUUCAGGAUUCGGUCUACACCAAUGUGGAAGUGGGAGCCAUUCGCAGACUUCACGCUGGCUUCCACGUUGGGUCGCACAACAUCACAUGCAGACAUCUCGUCCUGGCCUCCGGCAUCUUCUCCAAUUUGAUCCCUCCACGCCCGUCCUUACUUCCACUGUACGCCGUGCCUAGGCCCAAUGUCUUGAGUGAUGUACCAUUGCUCGUCGUCGGCUCGGGUUUCACCGCUGCCGACGUCAUCAUCUCCACCCCGGCUAAUCGCAAGAUCAUCCACAUCUUCAAGUGGGAUCCUGAGAAUCGUCCCUCGCCCCUCCGAGCAUGUCACCCACGCGCAUACCCUGAGUACGCGGGUGUCUACAGGCGCAUGAAGCUAGCUGCAAAACAAGUCUUAGGCGGCAGCGGUAAUAGCUCUCCGUUAAGGAGAAGAAAAUCCAAUCCCUUCUUCGCGGAGCGUGAUUGGGACAACUUCUACGAAGGUCUACCAAAUACCUACAUCAAGGAUGUUGCGGUAUCUGGCGAAACUGCAUAUGUCAGCCUAGAAAUAGGAGACGGAACGAUGCUACAAAGACAGAUCUCCAAUAUGGAAUAUGUGAUUGGAAGGCGAGGGUCUUUGAACUACCUCGACAACAGCCUUGCAAGGGAAGUCCUUGGUACGCUGGAUGAAACAAUGAAUCCUCGACCCGCCAUCUCCGGCCCUACCUUGAGGUCUAGAGCCGAGAAGAGCUUGGAACUCGCCCCGGGUGUCUUUGCCAUCGGAAGCUUGACUGGGGACUCGCUAAUCCGAUUUGCGUACGGUGGCUGUGUCUUUGCUGCGCGAGAGAUCUUAAGACGCACGGAAUCUACCGCUGCCACCAUUGGCAGUGCCGUACAUUCUCCCUCAGAGGCCCCUUCAAUCCCCACUGUUCCCCUAGGAGAUCAGCCUGAAACGGGGCACUUAGACAUCGUCUCCACCAAUGGCCAUUCUGAUCUUCACCUACAUAGAGCUAUGCGCUCGUUAUCGACAGACCGAGAGAUUGCGGCCCCCAAGAAUGCUCCCAGCCCCUUUGACGAACGACACAAAUACAUACCACGGCCGUCGACCUUGUAUACACGACGCAAGAAAUGUCGCCAGGAGGACAAAGAGCAAGACCUUGAGCACAAUGCCUAUCCAGCCGAGGAGGAUGAACUGCAAGAUGGCAGAGUCCGACCAGCAUUUUUCGAGGUACCGGAGCUCUCCGCCCUCUUGGCGAAAGGCUUCUUCGAUGCACGCGGUGCUGUGGAAAAUGUUGGCUACGAAGCCGGCAGCGUUGUCCUAGGCACACGCGCCGGCGCAGAGAAAGGCGUGGUAGACGAGCAGGACCAGCAGGCAAGCGGCGCCGCCGACGGCGCAGACGACGAUGAAGGCGAAUUGGGUGAAGAGCCAGAUGGUGUGGAGGCAGUCGAGGAAUUCGGAGGGUUCGAGCAUGACUUUGCUGGGUGGGGAUGA